AUGGCGCGCCUGCUCAGCCAGGAGAUCUCUCUGUUUCAGCGCAACAUGUACAAAAACCACAGCCAGCACCGGCGCGCCUUCUUCUUCCAGAACCUGCAGCAGGUCAAGCGCCGUCUGCGCGAUUUCAAGGUGGAGACCCUCACCGGCUGCUUUGCGGAGGCUGCGGGCGUCUUGAAGCAACUGGAGCUCGACGCAGGAGCGCACCACAUUUCCUGGAAGCUGCUGGCCUCCGACCUCAAGGUCGGCACGGACGCCGUGCUGCGCAAGCUCGUGACGCUCACAAGGGCGGCCGCCGAGGUGAUCCGAGCAGCUCAGAAGGCCUACAAAGCUUUAAUGGUGCAGUUCGCCAUGACGUACUUCAUGCCGUUCGCGCUCAUGAUGAACAGCGUCCUGGCGCGGUUGACGGUGCUGUUCAAGACAGUGAUCGUGCGGGCGAUCGAGCUGCACGGAGGCAUCACGCUGCUGUAUCUGAACGAGGUGACCAAGUCGAACCCGCUGCGAGCCAAGGUCACUGCCGUGCAGCUCCGCGGGUACCAGAUUCCCAGUGACAUUCUCCAGCUCGCCAAUGCGUAG
Messenger RNA from Phytophthora sojae, 573 nucleotides. RefSeq lists its product as hypothetical. Lineage: Eukaryota; Oomycota; Peronosporomycetes; Peronosporales; Peronosporaceae. Bases 1 to 573 code for a protein of 190 amino acids. The transcript is spliced from 2 exons. The record is from RefSeq and is a predicted model, not a curated record.